Malus domestica (apple) is the source of this 699-nucleotide messenger RNA. The record is from RefSeq and is a predicted model, not a curated record. Lineage: Eukaryota; Viridiplantae; Streptophyta; Magnoliopsida; Rosales; Rosaceae.
AUGACUAUUAAUGAUCUAGUUGAAGUCAAACAGUACGAGCAUGAGUCCACAGAGGACUUCAUGAUGAGGUUCAGGAAAGCAAGGAUGAGGUGCCAAUUCCCUGAGUUAGUCAUUGCUGCCACAAGAUAUGAAAGGCUGCUGCUAGAAGAACAACAAGUGAAGCAUACGUCCAAAAUUCCUCCUUUCUACAAAAACAAAGCUACAAUUCAUCAUGUGAAGGUGGGAGAACUUGAGCCAGAGCAAGAGGACGAUUAUGAUAGAGAGGAGAUCGAGGUGUGUGCUGCUGAGAUGACUACGCCUUUCAAACCCCUGACGGUAAAAGGAUUAGUUCAGCCUGUCAAGGACCAGAAGAUCGUGAUGAACGAUGGAGGCUUUGUCCCGAUGAAACCUCCCAAAUAUCAGAGCUAUUCAUUUGAUCUGGCCAAAGCGCCUGAGAUCUAUGAGGAGCUGGUGUGGGCAAGAGUGAUUGUACCUGACAGUACGAAGAAGAUGCCCAAACCAGAAGAGUUGAGGGGAAAAAAAUAUUGCAAGUUACACUAUACCUUCAACCAUUCUAUAACUAAUUGUGUCCAGUUCAAAGACUGGGUACAGGACCUUAUAGUGAAGGGAAAGUUGUUACUUGACAAGCCACAAGCCAGUAUGAUGGUUGAUACAAAUCCUUUCCCAGAAGCUCCUAUCAACGCGAUCCAGCUGAUUUAG